Messenger RNA from Emiliania huxleyi CCMP1516, 2459 nucleotides. RefSeq lists its product as hypothetical. Gene Ontology annotation, cellular component: ribonucleoside-diphosphate reductase complex. Gene Ontology annotation, biological process: DNA replication; deoxyribonucleotide biosynthetic process. NCBI's taxonomy places the organism in Eukaryota, Haptophyta, Isochrysidales, Noelaerhabdaceae. The coding region runs from base 8 to 2419 and encodes 803 amino acids. Gene Ontology annotation, molecular function: ATP binding; ribonucleoside-diphosphate reductase activity, thioredoxin disulfide as acceptor. The transcript has 5 exons. The record is from RefSeq and is a predicted model, not a curated record.
GAUAUACAUGGCUUGUGUCGUUCUCGCCGCCGCGGGCGCCCUGUUGCGCGGGCCAGGGCCCGAGCUCCGUCCGGCUCUUCGGCUUCGCGGUGGGACUGCUGACGGAGCCAUUGGCGGGCUCAGUGGCGGCAGCGGCUGCGCGGCGGUGGCGCUCGCAGCUGGCGGUGAUAGCGGUGAGCCAGAUCGCAGGUCGCUUCAGGAGGAGCUCACGGCUCGCUACACUGGACUCUCCGCCGGCCUCGAUCCGAGCAUCGCGGCCGCCGCCGCUGACUUGGCGGCGCGAGUGGUUGACGGGCUGACAGCGACUGCGACGGAUGCGGAGGUUGACCAGCUCGCUGCCGAGACGGCGGCGUACCUGACGUCGCACCACCCGGACUACUCGAAGCUUGCGGCGCGCGUGACCGUCAAGCGGAUACACAACCACACUAGCGACUCCUUUGCCGACACCAUGGAGGCUCUGGCCAACUAUCGCCACCCGCGCAAGGGCACUCCCGCGCCGCUCGUGAAGCAAGAGUUUGCAGAGCUGGCGAGGAAGCUGGCGCCGCGGCUCGAGGGCGCGAUGCGGUACGAGCGCGACUUUGGGUACGACUACUUUGGCCUCCGCACGCUCGUCCGCUCCUACCUCCUCGGCCUCACCCCGGCGGGGACGCCGCAGGAGCGGCCGCAGCACAUGCUGAUGCGCGUCGCCUUGGCGGUGCACGGCGAGGACGUGGAGGGUGUGCUUGCGGCCUACGACUAUAUGUCGCGCGGUCUCUACACGCACGCGACGCCCACCCUGUUCAACGCGGGCUGCCCUCGGGGGCAGCUCUGCUCCUGCUUCCUCCUCACCACGCGCGACGACUCGGUCGAGGGCAUCUUCCAGACCCUCUCGGAUUGCGCCCUCAUCUCGCGCUCCGCGGGCGGCAUUGGCCUCUCCAUCUCCCACGCGUGCGGCUUGGUGCCGAUGCUCCGAGUCUUCGAUGCCACGGCUCGGUACGUCGACCAGGGCGGCGGCAAGCGGCGGGGCGCCUUUGCCAUGUACCUCGAGCCGUGGCACGCAGACGUGUUUGACUUUUUGGAGCUGAAGCGCAACCACGGCAAGGAGGAGCAGCGGGCGCGCGACCUGUUCUAUGCGCUGUGGGUGCCCGACCUCUUCAUGCGGCGCGUCGAGGCGGGCGGGAACUGGAGCCUCUUUUGCCCGUCGGAGGCGACCGGCCUUGCGUACGAGGCGUACGAGCGCGAGGGGCGCGCGGUGCGGGUGGUGCCGGCGCAGCAGCUCUGGUUCGCCAUCCUCGAGUCGCAGGUCGAGACGGGCACGCCGUACAUGCUCUACAAGGACGCGUGCAACAAGAAGUCAAACCAGAAGAACCUCGGCACGAUCCGCGGCUCGAACUUGUGCACCGAGAUUGUGCAGUACACUUCCGCCGACGAGGUCGCGGUGUGCAACCUCGCCUCGCUGGCGCUGCCGCGCUUCGUCGACAUCGCCGCCGGCGGCGAGCGGUUCGACCUCGACGCGUUGCGCCGCGUCGCUGGUUUCGUCGUGCGCUCGCUCGACCGCGUCAUCACCGCCAACGCAUACCCGCUGCCGCAGGCCAGCGCCUCGAACAUGCGCCACCGGCCGAUGGGGCUCGGCGUGCAGGGCCUCGCCGACGCCUCGUGCGAGCUCGCGGCCGAGCUCGGGGAGUACGAGUCGUACAAAGGCUCGCCCGCGUCGAUGGGGCUGCUGCAGUACGACCUCUGGGGCGUCGAGCCGAGCGGGCGGUGGGACUGGCGCGGCCUCAAGGCGAACAUCACCAACCACGGCCUGCGCAACUCGCUGCUGCUCGCGCCGAUGCCGACCGCGUCGACUGCGCAGAUCCUCGGCAACAACGAGUGCUUCGAGCCGUACACGUCGAACCUGUACGCGCGGCGGACGCUCGCGGGGGAGUUCCUCGUGCUCAACCCGCACCUGCAGCAGGAGCUGCAGCGGCUCGGCCUCUGGUCGCGCGAGAUCCGCGACCGCGUGAUCGCGGCGGGCGGGUCGGUGCAGGGCAUCCCCGAGAUCCCGCCAGAGACACGGGAGGUGUUUCGCACCGCGUGGGAGAUGAAGCAGAAGACCCUCAUCGACAUGGCGGCGGAGCGCGGCGCCUUUAUCGACCAGUCGCAGUCGCUCAACGUCUUCCUCAAGGCGCCCACGUUCGCGCAGCUCUCCUCGAUGCACUUUUACGCGUGGCGCGCCGGCCUCAAGACCGGCCUCUACUACCUCCGCUCACAGCCCGCGGCCGACGCCAUCAAGUUCACCGUCAAGUCGCAGCAGCGCGCGAACGCCGCCGACUCGAGAGCGGGCGCCGCUGGCGCUCCCGCGGCCGCGGGGCAGACCGGCGAGGGGACGUCGCCGGAGGCCCCUGAGGUUUGCAGGUUGGGGCCCGGGGGACCUGACUGUGAGGCUUGUAGCGGCUAAUGCCCCUCUUUUAUUGUACACAUUGUUGUUUAUGCUAAAA